This is a messenger RNA of Guillardia theta CCMP2712, 672 nucleotides long. RefSeq lists its product as hypothetical. The annotation marks the transcript as partial. NCBI's taxonomy places the organism in Eukaryota, Cryptophyceae, Pyrenomonadales, Geminigeraceae. Gene Ontology annotation, molecular function: phosphatase activity. The record is from RefSeq and is a predicted model, not a curated record. The transcript has a single exon. Gene Ontology annotation, biological process: phosphatidylinositol dephosphorylation.
UCGCUGGGGCAGAUGAGGAUGGGGGUGUGGGCGCGGCUUGACGUUGUGGCUGGGAUCCUUGGGCUGCAUAGCGACGGGGAAGCAUGCGGACUGGGGCACGUGGUAGCCAACAAGGGAGGAGUCGGGAUCGGGCUGUGGGUGUGGGAUACAUCGAUGGCGUUCGUUGCCUCGCACCUCGCCGCCCACCAGAACCAGACGAAGAGGAGGAACGAGGACUACUCGGAGAUCGCGGGAGGCCUGAAGCUCGGGCGAUACUCCAACUGCGACCUCUUCAGCCAGUUCCACCACGUGACGUGGAUGGGGGACCUGAACUACAGGCUCGACUUUAACCCCGAGGUGUUCGGGGAAGGAGCCAACUCCAAAACCCCGCCCAAGGAGCUGUUUGACACGAUCGAGAAGAUGGUGCAGGAGAAGCAGUUUGCGGAGCUGCUGUCCUACGACCAGCUCAUCAAGGCGAGAGAGCAGCGGGAGUCGUUCCUCGGGUUCCACGAGGGACAGAUAACGCAUCCUCCUACGUUCAAGGUGGAGAGAAAGAAGGGAAUCCAGUACAUCUCCGAACGCUCCCCCGCCUACUGCGACCGCAUCCUCUGGCGAAGUUUCGACACGCUGAUGUCCCAGUGCAGCGACUUGUGGAGCGGCAACGAGGUCUCUUCCUCCGACCACAAGCCCGUG